Messenger RNA from Purpureocillium lilacinum, 396 nucleotides. RefSeq lists its product as uncharacterized. Lineage: Eukaryota; Fungi; Ascomycota; Sordariomycetes; Hypocreales; Ophiocordycipitaceae. The record is from RefSeq and is a predicted model, not a curated record.
AUGCACGCCAAGCUCAUCCUCUGCGCCUACAUGCUCGUCAGGGCGGUCGACGCCGCCGCCGUCGCCACCAACGCCACGGACAUGACUCUCCACGAGAGGGCAAUCGUGGAGAGCGGCCUGACCCAGGGCGAGGCGACGCGCAGGUCGCAGCGGUACAACAGCCGAGAGGUCAUCAGGGGGGUGUGCCUGACCUCGAACCAGCACUGCGCCAUCUCGAUGAUGAAGCCCGUGUUUGUGGACCCCAACUCGAGACGGCACGGCUGGGCCACCCAGGAAACGACCGCGUACUACCCGUGCCCGGAGGACAGCCCGUGCCGCGACGACAACGGUGGCAGGUACUGCGAGCUCUCGGGAUGCAACGGCAAUGAGAGGAUCACGUGCGGCAUGCGUCUCUGA